UAAAUAAUUUUGUUUGCAGAGUAAUGUACGACUGUGCGGAGCAGUGGGAUCCACAGUCAGACAUUUCGCAGGUCUACACUUACGUGGUGUUUGCGUCUACCUUCGGAUUGCCACUGGCGCUGCUUUUCUGGACAUAUUCCGUGACUUCCUGGACACUGUGGUUCAGUAACAAAGCACAAAGGGUGCAGCUGGUCAACAACAGCGAAGUGAGCAGGAUGAAAAAUAGAGUCAAGGUUUUCAAGAUCUCAGUGGCAAUUGUAGUGAGUUUUGUGGUUUGCUGGCUUCCCCUGCAAACAUUUGUCAUUCUGUACUACUCGCUGCCCGAAUUCAGAGGCUACUUGUCCGACUACCACAAAAACGUGUACGGCAUUUCGUACUUCUGCUGCCACUACUUGGCCUGCGCCAACAGCUGCAUCAAUCCCCUGCUCUACUGCUACAUGAAUAAAAAUUUCAGGGAAGACUUGAAAGACUGGCUGACUUCAAGAAUUAGGUGUCGGACAAAAGAGGAUAGAAGAAAUUUAUCUUUGCAAAACAACACGGGCUCAAAGGAAGAAUUCUCAAGAAUCUCGCGCAUCAGGUACAGUGCGAGAACGUCAGUUUCAAAUGUUCGCAUUGAUACCACGUCAUUGUAA
Cloeon dipterum is the source of this 632-nucleotide messenger RNA. Its product is annotated as RYamide receptor-like. Gene Ontology annotation, biological process: G protein-coupled receptor signaling pathway. NCBI's taxonomy places the organism in Eukaryota, Metazoa, Arthropoda, Insecta, Ephemeroptera, Baetidae. Gene Ontology annotation, molecular function: G protein-coupled receptor activity. The record is from RefSeq and is a predicted model, not a curated record. Bases 24 to 632 code for a protein of 202 amino acids. The transcript has 4 exons. Gene Ontology annotation, cellular component: plasma membrane.